Messenger RNA from Arachis stenosperma, 1851 nucleotides. RefSeq names its product NAC domain-containing protein 82-like. NCBI's taxonomy places the organism in Eukaryota, Viridiplantae, Streptophyta, Magnoliopsida, Fabales, Fabaceae. The coding region runs from base 561 to 1664 and encodes 367 amino acids. Gene Ontology annotation, molecular function: DNA binding. The record is from RefSeq and is a predicted model, not a curated record. Gene Ontology annotation, biological process: regulation of DNA-templated transcription. The transcript has 5 exons.
GGCGAAUGGCGAACAAUGAGGCCCCUUGCACAAGAAACAGAAAUUAAUAAAAAAAAAAGGAAAAACCCCAAUUAAAAUCCACAUAUAUAAACAAAACCCUGGCCGCUUCUCACUCUCUUCGUAGUCCAAAGAUUCAACGAUUAGGAGUGCGAAGUUUCAAGUCUGUGUUCUUCUCGCUUCCCUCUUUCCUUCCCUGGGUUCCACUGUGCCGAUGAAUUUUGUUCUCAGAAAGGGACCGUCUUCAUCCAUUGUGGGUUUCCAGUUCCAUUUUACCUUCAUGAACCGGGGAAGGCUUCGCUGUUCUCGCAAUUUCUUUCGCCACUGGACUUGACGCUUCGCACCCUCAAUUCUUUUAGGGUUAUUUAAUUCCGUUCAUCAUUCUCUAGUUAAAUUUCUCGUCUUUUUUGUUUUUAAUUUUUAUUUUUAAUUGGGAGUUCCUACGAAGUUGGUUUCUUUCUUCACUGCUGGUGAAGUGGUUCUUUGUUGUUGGAUUGUUUGAUUUAAGGGAAGUUGUUAGAUUCUGAAGGUUUUACCAUUUAAGCUUUCUUUAUUCUUCUGCGAUGGCGGCAAUGAAGUCAAUUCCAGGGUAUCGGUUUCAUCCAACAGAUGUUGAGCUGGUUCAGUACUUUCUGAAAAGGAAGGUGAUGGGGAAGAGAUUCCCUUUUGAUGUGAUUGCUGAACUUGAUAUAUACAAAUAUCCGCCGUGGGAUCUACCAGAUCAUUCUUUGCUUAAAACUGGAGAUUUGGAAUGGUACUUCUUUUGCCCUCGAGGGAAGAAGUAUUCGAGCGGAGGGAGGAUGAAUAGGGCCACAGAAUGUGGGUACUGGAAGACUACUGGCAAGGAUAGAUCCGUUGAGAACAAGAAGCUUGUUGUGGGCAUGAUAAAGACUCUGGUGUUUCACAUGGGUAAAGCACCCAAGGGAGAUCGAACUGAUUGGGUUUUGCAUGAAUACCGACUUCAAGAUAAGGACCUUGCUGAUAAGGGUGUUCAACAGGAUUCUUAUGUGAUAUGUAAAGUGUUUCAAAAGGAUGGUCCUGGUCCUAGGAAUGGUGCACAAUACGGAAGGCCAUUUAACGAGGAAGAGUGGGAUAAAGAGGAUGAAAUUGACUGUGUAGAAUCUGCACCUGUUGCUGCUCUACCUGCUGCAGUUCCUAUACAACCCGCUUCAUGUCAUAGCUCUGUUGUGAAUAACGUGAAUCUCUCUGUGAGUGAAUGCUAUGGGUUGACCUCUGUUUCAUGUUUAACAGGGCCAAUGCCUUCUUGCUCAGCACAUCCUUCAGCUCCAAGUAAUCAAGUUGAUGGUGACAUUACACCAGUGCCUGGUUCCUCCAUAGAAGAUAACAUAAUGGCUCCUACUCAGAACACCACAACUGAAAAGGUUGACAAUCCUCCUGACGUAAACAAUGCUGAAGGGACACCUUGCUUUGAUCCCAAUGAGAUUUUUGGGGGUCUGGGUGACCUUGAUGGUUUGUUCGAAAUGGGUGGAAUUGGACAUGGUUUUUCCUGCGGCCAAAAUGGUGGAUAUACUGUGAAUGAAAUGCUUUCUGCGGGUGAUGGGUUGCGUUUCCCUGAUCCCCUGGACUACUUGGAGUUGGGUGACCUCGACACCCCAUUGUUAUGGGAGACUAAUGAACAAGGAAAUUGGAGCCAGGACAAUAAGUGAGGCUUCAAAAUUUGACGAAGCAUCAACAUGAAGUUGGUGGAAGAACCAUUGCCGUGUGUUGCUGAUCUUGAUUUUCCUUCCAUUCUCAUUUAUAAACUCUACUGAAGCAUAUAUUCUGUAGAAACAUUCCUUUCUGUAAUAAGCUAACACAUGAUAGCAGUUGAUAAAAUCUUUAGUGUUAGUUCUA